Messenger RNA from Mandrillus leucophaeus (drill), 13930 nucleotides. RefSeq names its product ryanodine receptor 1 (skeletal) (gene RYR1). The coding region runs from base 1 to 13788 and encodes 4595 amino acids. Lineage: Eukaryota; Metazoa; Chordata; Mammalia; Primates; Cercopithecidae. Gene Ontology annotation, molecular function: ryanodine-sensitive calcium-release channel activity; protein binding. The transcript is spliced from 103 exons. Gene Ontology annotation, cellular component: sarcolemma; calcium channel complex; sarcoplasmic reticulum membrane. The record is from RefSeq and is a predicted model, not a curated record. Gene Ontology annotation, biological process: calcium ion transmembrane transport; intracellular calcium ion homeostasis.
AUGGCUGACGCAGAAGGCGAGGACGACGUCCAGUUCCUGCGGACGGAUGAUGAGGUGGUCCUGCAGUGCAGCGCCACCGUGCUCAAGGAGCAGCUCAAGCUCUGCCUGGCCGCCGAGGGUUUCGGUAACCGCCUGUGCUUCCUGGAGCCCACCAGCAACGCCCAGAAUGUGCCCCCUGAUCUGGCCAUCUGUUGCUUCGUCCUGGAGCAGUCCCUGUCCGUGCGAGCCCUGCAGGAGAUGCUGGCCAACACGGUGGAGGCCGGCGUGGAGUCAUCCCAGGGCGGGGGACACAGGACGCUCCUGUAUGGCCAUGCCAUCUUACUCCGGCACGCACACAGCCGCAUGUAUCUGAGCUGCCUCACCACCUCCCGCUCCAUGACUGACAAGCUGGCCUUCGAUGUGGGACUGCAGGAGGAUGCAAUAGGAGAGGCUUGCUGGUGGACCACGCACCCAGCCUCCAAGCAGAGGUCUGAAGGAGAAAAGGUCCGUGUUGGGGAUGACAUCAUCCUUGUCAGUGUCUCUUCUGAACGCUACCUGCACCUGUCGACUGCCAGCGGGGAGCUCCAGGUUGACGCUUCCUUCAUGCAGACGCUGUGGAACAUGAACCCCAUCUGCUCCCGCUGCGAAGAGGGCUUCGUGACAGGAGGUCACGUCCUCCGCCUCUUUCAUGGACAUAUGGAUGAGUGUCUGACCAUUUCCCCUGCUGACAGUGACGACCAGCGCAGACUUGUCUACUAUGAGGGGGGAGCUGUGUGCACCCACGCCCGCUCCCUCUGGAGGCUGGAGCCCCUGAGAAUCAGCUGGAGUGGGAGCCACCUACGCUGGGGCCAGCCACUCCGAGUCCGGCAUGUCACCACCGGGCGGUACCUGGCACUCUCCGAGGACCAGGGCCUGGUGGUGGUUGAUGCCAGCAAGGCCCAUACCAAGGCUACGUCCUUCUGCUUCCGCAUCUCCAAGGAGAAGCUGGAUGUGGCCCCCAAGCGGGAUGUGGAAGGCAUGGGCCCCCCUGAGAUCAAGUACGGGGAGUCACUGUGCUUUGUGCAGCAUGUGGCCUCAGGACUGUGGCUCACCUAUGCCGCUCCAGACCCCAAGGCCCUGAGGCUCGGCGUGCUCAAGAAGAAGGCCAUGCUGCACCAGGAAGGCCACAUGGACGACGCACUGUCACUGACCCGCUGCCAGCAGGAGGAGUCCCAGGCCGCCCGCAUGAUCCACAGCACCAGUGGCCUGUACAACCAGUUCAUCAAGAGCCUGGACAGCUUCAGCGGGAAGCCACGGGGCUCGGGGCCGCCGGCUGGCACGGCGCUGCCCAUCGAGGGCGUUAUCCUGAGCCUGCAGGACCUCAUCAUCUACUUCGAGCCGCCCUCCGAGGACUUGCAGCAUGAGGAGAAGCAGAGCAAGCUGCGAAGCCUGCGCAACCGCCAGAGUCUCUUCCAGGAGGAGGGGAUGCUCUCCCUGGUCCUGAAUUGCAUUGACCGCCUAAAUGUCUACACCACCGCUGCCCACUUUGCCGAGUUUGCAGGGGAGGAGGCAGCCGAGUCCUGGAAAGAGAUUGUGAAUCUUCUUUAUGAACUCCUGGCUUCUCUGAUCCGUGGCAAUCGUAGCAACUGUGCCCUCUUCUCCACAAACUUGGACUGGCUGGUCAGCAAGCUGGAUCGGCUGGAGGCCUCAUCUGGCAUCCUGGAGGUCCUGUACUGUGUCCUCAUUGAGAGUCCAGAGGUUCUGAACAUCAUCCAGGAGAAUCACAUCAAGUCUAUCAUCUCCCUCCUGGACAAGCAUGGGAGGAACCACAAGAUCGUCCUGCCACCCCAUCUGGAGCGCAUUCGGGAGAAGCUGGCGGAGAACAUCCACGAGCUCUGGGCACUGACCCGCAUUGAGCAAGGCUGGACCUACGGACACGUGGCACGCCCAGUGACUUCCCCAGGGCAGCACCUCCUGGCCCCUGAAGACGUAGUCAGCUGCUGUCUGGACCUCAGCGUGCCGUCCAUCUCCUUCCGCAUCAAUGGCUGCCCUGUGCAGGGCGUCUUUGAGUCCUUCAACCUGGACGGGCUUUUCUUCCCUGUUGUCAGCUUCUCGGCUGGUGUCAAGGUGCGGUUCCUCCUUGGUGGCCGCCAUGGCGAAUUCAAGUUCCUGCCCCCACCUGGCUAUGCCCCAUGCCAUGAGGCUGUGCUCCCUCGAGAGCGACUCCAUCUUGAACCCAUCAAGGAGUAUCGACGGGAGGGGCCCCGGGGGCCUCACCUGGUGGGCCCCAGUCGCUGCCUCUCACACACCGACUUUGUGCCCUGCCCUGUGGACACCGUUCAGGUACUGCCUGCCCUGCAAAUGUUUUCUGGUGAGGCAGGGACUCUGCUGGCUCUGGGCUGCCACGUGGGUAUGGCGGAUGAGAAGGCGGAGGACAACCUGAAGAAGACAAAACUCCCCAAGACGUAUAUGAUGAGCAAUGGGUACAAGCCGGCUCCGCUGGACCUGAGCCACGUGCGGCUGACGCCGGCGCAGACGACACUGGUGGACCGUCUGGCAGAAAAUGGGCACAACGUGUGGGCCCGAGACCGUGUGGGCCAGGGCUGGAGCUACAGUGCGGUGCAGGACAUCCCCGCGCGCCGAAACCCACGGCUCGUGCCCUACCGCCUCCUGGACGAGGCCACCAAGCGCAGCAACCGGGACAGCCUCUGCCAGGCCGUGCGCACCCUCCUAGGUUACGGCUACAACAUCGAGCCUCCUGACCAGGAGCCCAGUCUGGUGGAGAACCAGUCUCGUUGGGACCGGGUGCGCAUCUUCCGGGCAGAGAAAUCCUAUGCAGUGCAGAGCGGCCGCUGGUACUUCGAGUUUGAAGCAGUCACCACAGGCGAGAUGCGAGUGGGCUGGGCGAGGCCCGAGCUGAGGCCUGAUGUAGAGCUGGGAGCUGAUGAACUGGCCUAUGUCUUCAAUGGGCACCGCGGCCAGCGCUGGCACUUGGGUAGUGAACCAUUUGGGCGCCCCUGGCAGCCGGGCGAUGUCGUUGGCUGUAUGAUCGACCUCACAGAGAACACCAUUAUCUUCACCCUCAAUGGCGAGGUCCUCAUGUCUGACUCGGGCUCCGAAACAGCCUUCCGGGAGAUUGAGAUUGGGGACGGCUUCCUGCCCGUCUGCAGCUUGGGACCUGGCCAGGUGGGUCACCUGAACCUGGGCCAGGACGUGAGCUCCCUGCGGUUCUUUGCCAUCUGUGGCCUCCAGGAAGGCUUCGAGCCAUUUGCCAUCAACAUGCAGCGCCCAGUCACCACCUGGUUCAGCAAAAGCCUGCCCCAGUUUGAGCCAGUGCCCCUUGAACACCCUCACUAUGAGGUAGCCCGAGUGGACGGCACUGUGGACACGCCCCCGUGUCUGCGUCUGACUCACCGCACCUGGGGCUCCCAGAACAGCCUGGUGGAGAUGCUCUUCCUCCGACUGAGCCUCCCAGUCCAGUUCCACCAGCACUUCCGCUGCACCGCAGGGGCCACCCCGCUGGCACCCCCCUACUAUUACUCCGUGAGGGUCUUUGCCGGACAGGAGCCUAGCUGCGUGUGGGUGGGCUGGGUCACUCCUGACUACCAUCAGCACGACAUGAGCUUCGACCUCAGCAAGGUCCGGGUCGUGACAGUGACCAUGGGGGAUGAACAAGGCAACAUCCACAGCAGCCUCAAGUGCAGCAAUUGCUACAUGGUGUGGGGUGGGGACUUUGUGAGUCCCGGGCAGCAGGGCCGGAUCAGCCACACGGAUCUUGUCAUUGGGUGCCUGGUGGACUUGGCCACUGGCUUAAUGACCUUUACAGCCAAUGGCAAAGAGAGCAACACCUUUUUCCAGGUGGAACCCAACACAAAGCUAUUUCCUGCUGUCUUCGUCCUGCCCACCCACCAGAACGUCAUCCAGUUUGAGCUGGGGAAGCAGAAGAACAUCAUGCCGUUGUCAGCCGCCAUGUUCCAGAGCGAGCGCAAGAACCCGGCCCCGCAGUGCCCGCCGCGGCUGGAGAUGCAGAUGCUGAUGCCAGUGUCCUGGAGCCGCAUGCCCAACCACUUCCUGCAGGUGGAGACGAGGCGCGCCGGCGAGCGGCUGGGCUGGGCCGUGCAGUGCCGGGAGCCGCUGACCAUGAUGGCGCUGCACAUCCCCGAGGAGAACCGAUGCAUGGACAUCCUGGAGCUGUCGGAGCGCCUGGACCUGCAGCGCUUCCACUCGCACACCCUGCGCCUCUACCGCGCUGUGUGCGCCCUGGGCAACAAUCGCGUGGCGCACGCUCUGUGCAGCCACGUGGACCAGGCUCAGCUGCUGCACGCCCUGGAGGACGCGCACCUGCCAGGUCCACUGCGUGCAGGCUACUACGACCUCCUCAUCAGCAUCCACCUCGAAAGUGCCUGCCGCAGCCGCCGCUCCAUGCUCUCUGAAUACAUCGUGCCCCUCACGCCUGAGACCCGCGCCAUCACGCUCUUCCCUCCUGGAAGGAGCACAGAAAAUGGUCACCCCCGGCACGGCCUGCCGGGAGUUGGAGUCAGCACUUCGCUGCGGCCCCCGCAUCAUUUUUCGGCCCCCUGUUUCGUGGCCGCUCUGCCAGCUGCUGGGGCAGCAGAGGCUCCGGCCCGCCUCAGCCCCGCCAUCCCGUUGGAGGCCCUACGGGACAAGGCACUGAGGAUGCUGGGGGAGGCGGUGCGCGACGGUGGGCAGCAUGCUCGCGACCCCGUCGGGGGCUCCGUGGAGUUCCAGUUUGUGCCUGUGCUCAAGCUCGUGUCCACCCUGCUGGUGAUGGGCAUCUUUGGCGAUGAGGAUGUGAAACAGAUCUUGAAGAUGAUUGAGCCUGAAGUCUUCACUGAGGAAGAAGAGGAGGAGGAGGAGGAGGAAGAAGAGGAGGAAGAGGAAGAUGAGGAGGAGAAGGAGGAGGAUGAGGAGGAAACAGCACAGGAAAAGGAAGAUGAAGAAAAAGAGGAAGAGGAGGCAGCAGAAGGGGAGAAGGAAGAAGGCUUGGAGGAGGGGCUGCUCCAGAUGAAGUUGCCAGAGUCUGUGAAGUUACAGAUGUGCCACCUGCUGGAAUAUUUCUGUGACCAAGAGUUGCAGCACCGUGUGGAGUCCCUGGCAGCCUUUGCGGAGCGCUAUGUGGACAAGCUCCAGGCCAACCAGCGGAGCCGCUAUGGCCUCCUCAUGAAAGCCUUCAGCAUGACCGCAGCGGAGACUGCAAGACGUACCCGCGAGUUCCGCUCCCCGCCCCAGGAGCAGAUCAAUAUGCUAUUGCAAUUCAAAGAUGGUACAGAUGAGGAAGACUGUCCUCUCCCUGAAGAGAUACGACAGGAUUUGCUUGACUUUCAUCAAGACCUGCUGGCACACUGUGGAAUUCAGCUGGAUGGAGAGGAGGAGGAACCGGAGGAAGAGACCACCCUGGGCAGCCGCCUCAUGAGCCUUUUGGAGAAAGUGCGGCUGGUGAAGAAGAAGGAGGAGAAACCUGAGGAGGAGCGGUCAGCAGAGGAGAGCAAACCCCGGUCCCUGCAGGAACUGGUGUCCCACAUGGUGGUGCGCUGGGCCCAAGAGGACUUCGUGCAGAGCCCCGAGCUGGUGCGGGCCAUGUUCAGCCUCCUGCACCGGCAGUACGACGGGCUGGGUGAGCUGCUGCGUGCCCUGCCACGGGCGUACACCAUCUCACCGUCCUCGGUGGAAGACACCAUGAGCCUGCUUGAGUGCCUCGGCCAGAUCCGCUCCCUGCUCAUCGUGCAGAUGGGCCCUCAGGAGGAGAACCUCAUGAUCCAGAGCAUCGGGAACAUCAUGAACAACAAAGUCUUCUACCAACACCCGAACCUGAUGAGGGCGCUGGGCAUGCACGAGACGGUCAUGGAGGUCAUGGUCAACGUCCUCGGGGGCGGCGAGUCCAAGGAGAUCCGCUUCCCCAAGAUGGUGACAAGCUGCUGCCGCUUCCUCUGCUAUUUCUGCCGCAUCAGCCGGCAGAACCAGCGCUCCAUGUUUGACCACCUGAGCUACCUGCUGGAGAACAGUGGCAUCGGCCUGAGCAUGCAGGGCUCCACGCCCCUGGACGUGGCUGCUGCCUCCGUCAUUGACAACAAUGAGCUGGCCUUGGCGUUGCAGGAGCAGGACCUGGAAAAGGUCGUGUCCUACCUGGCAGGCUGUGGCCUCCAAAGCUGCCCCAUGCUUGUGGCCAAGGGAUACCCAGAUAUUGGCUGGAACCCCUGCGGUGGAGAGCGCUACCUGGACUUCCUGCGCUUCGCUGUCUUCGUAAACGGCGAGAGCGUGGAGGAGAACGCCAACGUGGUGGUGCGGCUGCUCAUCCGGAAGCCUGAGUGCUUCGGACCCGCCCUGCGGGGUGAGGGUGGCUCAGGGCUGCUGGCUGCCAUCGAAGAGGCCAUCCGCAUCUCCGAGGACCCUGCGAGGGAUGGCCCAGGCAUCCGCAGGGACCGGCGGCGCGAGCACUUCGGUGAGGAACCACCUGAAGAAAACCGGGUGCACCUGGGACACGCCAUCAUGUCCUUCUAUGCUGCCUUGAUCGACCUGCUCGGACGCUGUGCACCAGAGAUGCAUCUAAUCCAAGCCUGCAAGGGUGAGGCCCUGCGGAUCCGUGCCAUCCUCCGCUCCCUUGUGCCCUUGGAGGACCUCGUGGGCAUCAUCAGCCUCCCACUGCAGAUGCCCACCCUGGGCAAAGACGGGGCUCUGGUGCAGCCAAAGAUGUCAGCAUCCUUCGUGCCGGACCACAAGGCGUCCAUGGUGCUCUUCCUGGACCGUGUGUACGGCAUUGAGAACCAGGACUUCUUGCUGCACGUGCUGGACGUGGGAUUCCUGCCCGACAUGAGGGCAGCCGCCUCGCUGGACACGGCCACUUUCAGCACCACCGAGAUGGCACUGGCGCUGAACCGCUACCUGUGCCUGGCCGUGCUGCCUCUCAUCACCAAGUGCGCGCCGCUCUUUGCGGGCACGGAACACCGCGCCAUCAUGGUGGACUCCAUGCUGCACACGGUGUACCGCCUGUCCCGGGGUCGCUCGCUCACCAAGGCGCAGCGCGACGUCAUCGAGGACUGCCUCAUGGCUCUCUGCAGGUACAUCCGCCCGUCGAUGCUCCAGCACCUGCUGCGGCGUCUGGUGUUCGACGUGCCCAUCUUAAACGAGUUUGCCAAGAUGCCACUCAAGCUCCUCACCAACCACUAUGAGCGUUGUUGGAAGUACUACUGCCUACCCACAGGCUGGGCCAACUUCGGGGUCACCUCGGAGGAGGAGCUGCACCUCACCCGGAAACUCUUCUGGGGCAUCUUUGACUCUCUGGCCCAUAAGAAAUACGACCCGGAGCUUUACCGAAUGGCCAUGCCUUGUCUGUGUGCCAUCGCUGGGGCUCUGCCCCCCGACUACGUGGACGCCUCAUACUCAUCUAAGGCGGAGAAAAAGGCCACAGUGGAUGCUGAAGGCAACUUUGAUCCCCGGCCUGUGGAAACCCUCAAUGUGAUCAUCCCGGAGAAGCUGGACUCCUUCAUUAACAAGUUUGCGGAGUAUACACAUGAGAAGUGGGCCUUCGACAAGAUCCAGAACAACUGGUCCUAUGGAGAGAACAUAGAUGAGGAGUUGAAGACCCACCCCAUGCUGAGGCCCUACAAGACCUUUUCAGAGAAGGACAAAGAGAUUUACCGCUGGCCCAUCAAGGAGUCCCUGAAGGCCAUGAUUGCCUGGGAAUGGACCAUAGAGAAGGCCAGGGAGGGUGAGGAGGAGAAGACGGAAAAGAAAAAAACGCGGAAGAUAUCACAAAGUGCCCAGACCUACGAUCCUCGAGAAGGCUACAACCCCCAGCCCCCCGACCUUAGCGCAGUUACCCUGUCCCGGGAGCUGCAGGCCAUGGCAGAACAACUGGCGGAAAAUUACCACAACACGUGGGGAAGGAAGAAGAAGCAGGAGCUGGAAGCCAAAGGCGGUGGGACCCACCCCCUGCUGGUCCCCUACGACACGCUAACAGCCAAGGAGAAGGCACGAGAUCGAGAGAAGGCCCAGGAGCUGCUGAAAUUCCUGCAGAUGAAUGGCUACGCGGUUACAAGAGGCCUUAAGGACAUGGAACUGGACUCAUCUUCCAUUGAAAAGCGGUUUGCCUUUGGCUUCCUGCAGCAGCUGCUGCGCUGGAUGGACAUUUCUCAGGAGUUCAUUGCCCACCUGGAGGCUGUGGUCAGCAGUGGGCGAGUGGAAAAGUCCCCACAUGAACAGGAGAUUAAAUUCUUUGCCAAGAUCCUGCUCCCUUUGAUCAACCAGUACUUCACCAACCACUGCCUCUAUUUCUUGUCCACUCCUGCUAAAGUGCUGGGCAGUGGCGGCCACGCCUCCAACAAGGAGAAGGAAAUGAUCACCAGCCUCUUCUGCAAACUUGCUGCUCUUGUCCGCCACCGAGUCUCUCUCUUUGGGACGGAUGCCCCGGCUGUAGUUAACUGUCUUCACAUCCUGGCCCGCUCCCUGGAUGCCAGGACGGUGAUGAAGUCAGGCCCUGAGAUCGUGAAGGCUGGCCUCCGCUCCUUCUUCGAGAGUGCCUCGGAGGACAUCGAGAAGAUGGUGGAGAACCUGCGGCUGGGCAAGGUGUCACAGGCGCGCACCCAGGUGAAGGGCGUGGGCCAGAACCUCACCUACACCACCGUGGCGCUGUUGCCGGUCCUCACCACCCUCUUCCAGCACAUCGCCCAGCACCAGUUCGGAGAUGACGUCAUCCUGGACGACGUCCAGGUCUCUUGCUACCGAACGCUGUGCAGUAUCUACUCCCUGGGAACCACCAAGAACAUUUACGUGGAAAAGCUUCGGCCAGCCCUUGGGGAGUGCCUGGCCCGUCUGGCAGCAGCCAUGCCGGUGGCAUUCCUGGAGCCCCAGCUGAACGAGUACAACGCCUGCUCCGUGUACACCACCAAGUCUCCCCGAGAGCGGGCCAUCCUGGGGCUCCCCAACAGUGUGGAGGAGAUGUGUCCUGACAUCCCGGUGCUGGAGCGGCUCAUGGCAGACAUCGGGGGGCUGGCCGAGUCAGGGGCCCGCUACACAGAGAUGCCGCACGUCAUCGAGAUCACGCUGCCCAUGCUAUGCAGCUACCUGCCCCGAUGGUGGGAGCGCGGGCCCGAGGCACCCCCUCCUGCCCUGCCCGCCGGCGCCCCCCCACCCUGCACAGCUGUCACCUCUGACCACCUCAACUCCCUGCUGGGGAAUAUCCUGAGAAUCAUCGUCAACAACCUGGGCAUUGACGAGGCCUCCUGGAUGAAGCGGCUGGCUGUGUUCGCACAGCCCAUCGUGAGCCGUGCGCGGCCGGAGCUCCUGCAGUCCCACUUCAUCCCCACCAUCGGGCGGCUGCGCAAAAGGGCGGGGAAGGUGGUGUCCGAGGAGGAGCAGCUGCGGCUGGAGGCCAAGGCCGAGGCCCAGGAGGGCGAGCUGCUGGUGCGAGACGAGUUCUCCGUGCUCUGCCGGGACCUGUACGCCCUGUAUCCGCUGCUCAUCCGCUAUGUGGACAACAACAGGGCGCAGUGGCUGACGGAGCCGAAUCCCAGCGCGGAGGAGCUGUUCAGGAUGGUGGGCGAGAUCUUCAUCUACUGGUCCAAGUCCCACAACUUCAAGCGCGAGGAGCAGAACUUUGUGGUCCAGAACGAGAUCAACAACAUGUCCUUCCUGACUGCGGACAACAAGAGCAAAAUGGCUAAGGUGGGAGAUACACAGUCCGGUGGCUCGGACCAGGAACGCACCAAGAAGAAGCGCCGUGGGGACCGGUACUCCGUGCAGACGUCGCUGAUCGUGGCCACGCUGAAGAAGAUGCUGCCCAUCGGCCUGAACAUGUGCGCGCCCACCGACCAGGACCUCAUCACGCUGGCCAAGACCCGCUACGCCCUGAAAGACACAGAUGAGGAGGUCCGGGAAUUUCUGAACAACAACCUUCACCUUCAGGGAAAGGUCGAAGGCUCCCCGUCUCUGCGCUGGCAGAUGGCCCUGUACCGGGGCGUCCCGGGUCGUGAGGAGGACGCCGACGACCCCGAGAAAAUCGUGCGCAGAGUCCAGGAAGUGUCAGCCGUGCUCUACUACCUGGACCAGACCGAGCACCCUUACAAGUCUAAGAAGGCCGUGUGGCACAAGCUUUUGUCCAAGCAGCGCCGGCGGGCAGUCGUGGCCUGUUUCCGUAUGACGCCCCUGUACAACCUGCCCACGCACCGGGCAUGUAACAUGUUCCUGGAGAGCUACAAGGCUGCAUGGAUCCUGACCGAAGACCACAGUUUUGAGGACCGCAUGAUAGAUGACCUUUCAAAAGCUGGGGAGCAGGAGGAGGAGGAGGAAGAGGUGGAAGAAAAGAAGCCAGACCCCCUGCACCAGUUGGUCCUACACUUCAGCCGCACUGCCCUGACGGAAAAGAGCAAACUGGACGAGGAUUACCUGUACAUGGCCUAUGCUGAUAUCAUGGCAAAGAGCUGCCACCUGGAGGAGGGAGGGGAGAACGGCGAAGGUGAAGAGGAGGUUGAGGUCUCCUUUGAGGAGAAAGAGAUGGAGAAGCAGAGACUCCUAUACCAGCAAGCACGGCUGCACACCCGGGGGGCGGCCGAGAUGGUGCUGCAGAUGAUCAGUGCCUGCAAAGGAGAGACAGGUGCCAUGGUGUCCUCCACCCUGAAGCUGGGCAUCUCCAUCCUCAAUGGAGGCAAUGCUGAGGUCCAGCAGAAAAUGCUGGAUUAUCUUAAGGACAAGAAAGAAGUUGGCUUCUUCCAGAGUAUCCAGGCACUGAUGCAAACAUGCAGCGUACUGGAUCUCAAUGCCUUUGAGAGACAGAACAAGGCCGAGGGGCUGGGCAUGGUGAACGAGGAUGGCACUGUCAUCAAUCGCCAGAACGGAGAGAAGGUCAUGGCGGAUGAUGAAUUCACACAAGACCUGUUUCGAUUCCUACAAUUGCUCUGUGAGGGGCACAAUAAUGAUUUCCAGAACUACCUACGGACACAGACAGGGAACACGACCACUAUUAACAUCAUCAUCUGCACGGUGGACUACCUCCUGCGGCUGCAGGAAUCCAUCAGCGACUUCUACUGGUACUACUCAGGCAAGGAUGUCAUUGAAGAGCAGGGCAAGAGGAACUUCUCCAAAGCCAUGUCCGUGGCUAAGCAGGUGUUCAACAGCCUCACUGAGUACAUCCAGGGCCCCUGCACCGGGAACCAGCAGAGCCUGGCGCACAGCCGCCUUUGGGACGCAGUGGUGGGAUUCCUGCACGUGUUCGCCCACAUGAUGAUGAAGCUCGCUCAGGACUCAAGCCAGAUCGAGCUGCUGAAGGAGCUGCUGGAUCUGCAGAAGGACAUGGUGGUGAUGUUGCUGUCGCUACUAGAAGGGAACGUGGUAAACGGCACCAUCGCCCGGCAGAUGGUGGACAUGCUCGUGGAAUCCUCGUCCAAUGUGGAGAUGAUCCUCAAGUUCUUCGACAUGUUCCUGAAACUCAAGGACAUUGUGGGCUCUGAAGCCUUCCAGGACUACGUAACGGAUCCCCGUGGCCUCAUCUCCAAGAAGGACUUCCAGAAGGCCAUGGACAGCCAGAAGCAGUUCAGCGGUCCAGAAAUCCAGUUCCUGCUUUCGUGCUCCGAAGCGGAUGAGAACGAGAUGAUCAACUGCGAGGAGUUCGCCAACCGCUUCCAGGAGCCAGCUCGCGACAUCGGCUUCAACGUGGCGGUGCUGCUGACCAACCUGUCGGAGCAUGUGCCGCAUGACCCACGCCUGCACAACUUCCUGGAGCUGGCCGAGAGCAUCCUCGAGUACUUCCGCCCCUACCUGGGCCGCAUCGAGAUCAUGGGCGCCUCGCGCCGCAUCGAGCGCAUCUACUUCGAGAUCUCGGAGACCAACCGCGCCCAGUGGGAGAUGCCUCAGGUGAAGGAGUCCAAGCGCCAGUUCAUCUUCGACGUGGUGAACGAGGGCGGCGAAGCCGAGAAGAUGGAGCUCUUCGUGAGUUUCUGCGAGGACACCAUCUUCGAGAUGCAGAUCGCCGCGCAGAUCUCGGAGCCCGAGGGCGAGCCGGAGACCGACGAGGACGAGGGCGCGGCGGAGGCGGGCGGCCCCUUCCGGCCCGAAGGGGCUGGCGGUCUCGGGGACAUGGGGGACACGACGCCUGCGGAACCGCCCACGCCCGAGGGCUCUCCCAUUCUCAAGAGGAAGCUGGGGGUGGAUGGAGUGGAGGAGGAGCUCCCGCCAGAGCCGGAGCCGGAACCAGAACUGGAGCCGGAGAAAGCAGAUGCCGAGAAUGGGGAGAAAGAAGAAGUUCCCAAACCUCCACCAGAGCCCCCGAAGAAGCAAGCACCUCCCUCACCCCCUCCAAAGAAGGAAGAAGCUGGGGGUGAAUUCUGGGGAGAACUGGAGGUGCAGAGGGUGAAGUUCCUGAACUACCUGUCCCGGAACUUUUACACCCUGCGGUUCCUUGCCCUCUUCUUGGCAUUUGCCAUCAACUUCAUCUUGCUGUUUUAUAAGGUCUCAGACUCUCCACCAGGGGAAGACGACAUGGAAGGCUCAGCUGCUGGGGACGUGUCAGGUGCAGGCUCUGGUGGUGGCUCUGGCUGGGGCUUGGGGGCCGGAGAGGAGGCAGAGGGCGAUGAGGAUGAGAACAUGGUGUACUACUUCCUGGAGGAGAGCACAGGCUACAUGGAGCCCGCCCUGCGGUGUCUGAGCCUCCUGCAUACACUGGUGGCCUUUCUCUGCAUCAUUGGCUAUAACUGUCUCAAGGUGCCCCUGGUAAUCUUUAAGCGGGAGAAGGAGCUGGCCCGGAAGCUGGAGUUUGACGGCCUAUACAUCACAGAGCAGCCCGAGGACGAUGACGUGAAGGGGCAGUGGGACCGACUGGUGCUCAACACACCGUCUUUCCCCAGCAACUACUGGGACAAGUUUGUCAAGCGCAAGGUCCUGGACAAACAUGGGGACAUCUACGGGCGGGAGCGGAUUGCUGAGCUACUGGGCAUGGACCUGGCCACACUAGAGAUCACCGCCCACAAUGAGCGCAAGCCCGACCCGCCACCAGGGCUGCUGACCUGGCUCAUGUCCAUCGAUCUCAAGUACCAGAUCUGGAAGUUCGGGGUCAUCUUCACAGACAACUCCUUCCUGUACCUGGGCUGGUAUAUGGUGAUGUCCCUCUUGGGGCACUACAACAACUUCUUCUUCGCUGCCCAUCUCCUGGACAUCGCCAUGGGGGUUAAGACGCUGCGCACCAUCCUCUCCUCCGUCACCCACAAUGGGAAACAGCUGGUGAUGACCGUGGGCCUUCUGGCGGUGGUCGUCUACCUGUACACCGUAGUGGCCUUCAACUUCUUCCGCAAGUUCUACAACAAGAGCGAGGAUGAGGAUGAGCCUGACAUGAAAUGUGACGACAUGAUGACGUGUUACCUGUUUCACAUGUACGUGGGUGUCCGGGCUGGCGGAGGCAUUGGGGACGAGAUCGAGGACCCCGCGGGUGACGAAUACGAGCUCUACAGGGUGGUCUUCGACAUCACCUUCUUCUUCUUCGUCAUCAUCAUCCUGUUGGCCAUCAUCCAGGGUCUGAUCAUCGACGCUUUUGGUGAGCUCCGAGACCAACAAGAGCAAGUGAAGGAGGAUAUGGAGACCAAGUGCUUCAUCUGCGGAAUCGGCAGCGACUACUUUGAUACGACACCGCAUGGCUUCGAGACUCACACGCUGGAGGAGCACAACCUGGCCAAUUACAUGUUUUUCCUGAUGUAUUUGAUAAACAAGGAUGAGACAGAACACACAGGUCAGGAGUCUUAUGUCUGGAAGAUGUACCAAGAGAGAUGUUGGGAUUUCUUCCCGGCUGGCGAUUGUUUCCGCAAGCAGUAUGAGGACCAGCUUAGCUGAGACCCCCAGCUGGCUCUCCACCCCCACCUCAAGUGCCUUAUUCUCACAGCAAGUCCCUUAGUCCCCAAGCUCCUCCCCCUAAGGCAGCUGGGGGAGAGGUGACCCAGUACUGGAAAAUAAAUCUGUGCUACGCCCCCCAGCA